UGGUAAAAGCCGACGUAACCGCCAAAACAGAAAAACCCAAGCGCACGCUUUUCUUCUUCUUUGCUCCCGCUCGCGCGCGCUCACCGCCUCCUUCCAGGACGCCAUUGUCGACUGCAACUCCAUUCUCUCAAGAUGCAUGAGCCGCUGGAAGAACUGCUCCCCAAGGGAAGCGCGCCUAGUCCGGCCGCUGCACGGAACUCUGGCGCCGGCGCCGACGGGAAAUCGCCGCCGGAAUCCGUACCGGUCGUCGAUGUCGGAGCCGUCUCGGUCGGUCGAGGUCGGGCUCCGUCGGUCUCCCUUGAAAAUGUGGAUUCUCUUCCUCCACUCCCCGAUCCGGCUGCGACCGUCGCAGCGCCGUCGGCCUCUUCGGAACGUCAAGAUACUGAAGCCGCUCUGAAAUCUUCGACGUCCGAGUUUGGAGAGAUCGAGAUGCACGAGCAGAAUAGGGAUUCUUCGGAUUCUGUGAGAGACGGAGAUGCGGAGGCGGCGGUGGAGAAACCAUCGGGGUGGGUUGAAGAGGAAGAAGCGUCGCCGGAGAAACCGAGCAGGAAGGCCAGUUUCUGCCACGACAUUUCAGACAACGUGAAGGCCACGAUCAGGCCGUGCCCCAGCCUGAGCGCCAAUCUCAACAAUUACGAUUCAGCGGAGGAUGCCUCGGCACCCGCCAACGGCAGCCCGGUGAUGGAGGAAGCGUGGGAGAGGCUCAACAAGUCGUACGUCUUCUACAAGGGGAAGCCCGUGGGAACUCUCGCCGCCAUGGACCCAAACGCCGAUGCGUUGAAUUAUAACCAGGUCUUUGUUAGAGAUUUUGUACCCAGUGGAUUGGCUUGCCUGAUGAAAAGAGAUAUGGAACCAGAAAUUGUGAAGAACUUCCUGUUAAAGACCCUUCAUCUCCAAGGGUGGGAAAAGAGAAUUGAUAACUUCACUCUUGGAGAAGGAGUUAUGCCUGCAAGCUUCAAAGUCGGUUUCGACUUGCAAGACAGAAAGGAGAGGCUAGUAGCGGAUUUUGGUGGUAGUGCGAUAGGAAGAGUUGCACCUGUGGAUUCAGGGUUCUGGUGGAUCAUACUGCUGAGGUCAUAUACAAAGUGCACGCAUGAUUAUUCCCUUGCGGACCUGCCAGUUGUGCAGAAAGGAAUGAAGCUGAUACUUAACCUUUGCCUAUCUGAUGGAUUCGACACUUUACCAACGCUUCUUUGCGCAGAUGGCUGUAGCAUGAUUGACAGAAGAAUGGGUGUCUAUGGUUAUCCAAUUGAAAUCCAGGCUCUUUUCUAUUUUGCACUGAGGUGUGCACAGCAGUUGCUGAAACCAGAGCGUGACGGCAAGGAACUCAUUGAGCGGAUUGACAAACGGAUAAUGGCUCUUAGUUUUCACUUCAGGAAAUACUACUGGAUGGAUCAUACACAGUUGAAUAUCAUCUACCGUUACAAAACAGAGGAGUAUUCCGAUACUGCCGUCAAUAAGUUCAACGUGAUACCGGAAUCAAUUCCUGACUGGGUGUUUGAUUUUAUGCCACUUCGAGGAGGAUAUUUCAUCGGAAAUGUUAGCCCAGCUCGUAUGGACUUCAGAUGGUUCUUAGUUGGGAACUGCAUUGCCAUUUUGAGUUCUCUGGCUACACCAGCCCAAGCAACAGCAAUCAUGGAACUAAUUGAGGACCGGUGGGAGGACUUGAUAGGGGAGAUGCCUUUGAAGAUCACUUACCCUGCACUCGAGGGACAUGAAUGGAGGAUAGUUACUGGAUGUGAUCCAAAGAACACAAGAUGGAGCUACCAUAAUGGCGGAUCUUGGCCCGUGCUACUAUGGCUGCUGACUGCGGCUUGUAUCAAGACUGGUAGGCCUCAGACUGCAAAGCGAGCGAUUGAGUUGGUCGAGAAGCGCCUUGCAAAAGAUGGUUGGCCCGAAUAUUACGACGGAAGGUCAGGGCGUUAUAUUGGGAAGCAAGCUAGGAAGUACCAGACAUGGAGCAUUUCCGGCUACCUGAUUGCAAAGCUGAUGAUUGAGAAUCCAGCCAACAUAUCCAUCAUUUCUUUUGAAGAAGACAAGAAGAUAUCCAAGCCAAGGCUCACUCGCUCCACCUCAUUCUAAACCGAUACGCUUGUUAUUUUUUCCCCUUUUCAGAGUCAAGGGAUGUACAUGCUCCAUACACAAAUUAGGAAAAUUUGUCCAAUAUAUCCUUGCGUCGGGCUAAAGCCAUCAAAGGCUUUAACCCUGUAAGGAAAAUGAUACUACACAGGUACAUAUAGAACACUAGAGAAUGUGAAUUUUCUCGAAGGUUUUUUCAUUCGCAAUACUUCGAAGUUUACUACAACAUGAAAACUCGUAGUUUGACAGUCUUGGAUUGUGAUGACACGUUAACUAUACAGAACGCCCCUUUUCUGCAAAUGAUAAGAAAUUGAUGUCCUUGAUUUUGAAAUUUGAGGACCCAAUUCGUUAUUACAAGAUGGCAUAACUUAAUUCCA
This is a messenger RNA of Syzygium oleosum, 2456 nucleotides long. Its product is annotated as probable alkaline/neutral invertase F. The coding region runs from base 133 to 2082 and encodes 649 amino acids. The record is from RefSeq and is a predicted model, not a curated record. The transcript has 5 exons. Gene Ontology annotation, molecular function: endo-alpha-N-acetylgalactosaminidase activity; sucrose alpha-glucosidase activity. Lineage: Eukaryota; Viridiplantae; Streptophyta; Magnoliopsida; Myrtales; Myrtaceae. Gene Ontology annotation, biological process: sucrose catabolic process.